Messenger RNA from Ostreobium quekettii, 312 nucleotides. NCBI's taxonomy places the organism in Eukaryota, Viridiplantae, Chlorophyta, Ulvophyceae, Bryopsidales, Ostreobiaceae. The record is from the annotation of a GenBank genome assembly.
AUGCAGCAUUGGAGGGAUCAAAAUUGCUAUGGCAACCCAAGGCAAGCAGCUGGGGAGUCAAGAGGCCACCCAUGCAUGCACGUGCAUAUACUCAUGCAGCAUCGAAGCAGCUGGUCAUUACCAAUCGACCUGGCCAACGCUGAUGAGGGACCCAACAGGGUGCCCAUUUAUUUUGCCGAGCACAGCAUUUGUGCCAGAGAUCAUUCGAUGAACUAUUCAGAAUCUGACAUCACCUCACUUCAACAUCAUCUGAGUCAUGUUGCUCACAGUGCCGCGGAAUUCUUGAUUGUGGGUGGUGAAACUACAAGUUGA